Molecule: messenger RNA, 3136 nt
Organism: Anas platyrhynchos (mallard)
Lineage: Eukaryota; Metazoa; Chordata; Aves; Anseriformes; Anatidae
Source: RefSeq, a predicted model, not a curated record
GCCGCUGUGCAGCGCGGGGCAGGCCGGGACGGCCGGUGGCGGGCGGGCGGCGGGGCUGUGGCGGCGGCGAGGGCGGCGGCGUUGUCGUUGUGAGGCGGCCAUGAACGAGGCGGUGCUGAGGCAGACGCGGGAGGCCCUGGGCCGGGUGAUCCGGCGGCCGCCGCUCACCGACCGGCUGCUGAGCAGGCCGCCCUUCCGCUACCUGCACGACCUCAUCGCCGAGGUGAUCAGAGUGACAGGUUUUAUGAAAGGACUUUACACAGAGUUUGAAUUGAAAUCAGAUAAUGUCAAGGAUAAAGAUGCCAAAAUCAGCUUCCUUCAGAAGGCAAUUGAUGCUGUUGUAAUGGUAACAGGAGAGCCACUGGCAGUAAAACCAGCACGUGUUGUGGCUGGACAUGAACCUGAAAAAACAAAUGAAUUUCUUCAAGCGAUUGGGAAGUGUUGCUUAAAUAAGCUCUCCAGUGAUGCUGCUGUAAAAAGGAUCUUAGCUGGGGAAAGAGCUGAUGCUCAAGGGAAACCUCCGUCCUCUAAAUCUCGAGAUAAAGAAAGCAGAGAGCCCAAAACAGAAGAACAAAAACCCCAUAGGGAUAAAGAGGGGAAAGGAGAUACUGAAAUUAAAGACAGAAGCUCAAGCAGAGACAGAAAACCCAAAGGAGAUUCCAAAGAGAGUGAAGAAAGAGAAAAAGAAAGUGAUAAACAGAAAGAAAAUGAAGACAGACACAAAGACGCUGAAAAGGACACCUUUAAGGAAGAGGAAAAACAAGAAAGAGAAAGAAGCAGAACAACUAAACAAGGAAGAGAAACAGAAAAAAACAAGAGGAAAGGAGACAUAGAACGAGAAGAUGAUGCUGAACGUGAUAAAGGACAGGAAAGGGAGAAAAAAAAUCAAGGAGGAAGAGAAACAGACAGAUUGAAAGGAAGAGACAAAGAUAAGGCUAGGGACAGAGACCGAGAAAAAGACAGAGAAAGGGGAAAAGACCGGGACAGGGAUAGGCAGAGGGACAAAGGAAAAGAUGGGGAGCAUGUAAAAGAACAUGGAAAGGACAAAGCAGAGAAAAAGUCCACAGAUUCUGAGGAAUCCAAGCUUAGAAAAUUGCAGAGGCCAACUAAAAACAGCAAGUGCCAGCCAGAUAAUGAGAGUGAAAGUCCUGCAGGAAUAUCAAGGCAGCCUUCAACAAAAGGAUCAAGGCAACACGCCAAACCCGGAGGAGAAGGAACUAUAGAAGUGAAGAGUGUGGCAGAUGGGAUUUCAGAAGACAAUGUUGCUAAACUGCAAGAGAAAGCUGAACCAGGACUUGCAGUCAAACAGAAUGAAGAAGAAGCAGAGAACAUUGCUCCUGAAAAGCCUGCAGUGUCUGAAAAUGGUGAAGUACCUGAUGAUCUUCCUCCUCAGGCUAUCCAAAGACGUAUUCCCCGUCCCAGCAGUGCGAGACCAGCACCGCCUCGAAUAGUAAAACGUCAAGAAAGCACAGAGGCCUUACUUCCAGAAAGGAGUGGCAGUGGUAAAACAGUCCCAAAUGUGAUCACAGACCAGCAGAUUUCUAAUGAUGAUGAUGACCAGUUUGUGGUGGAGGCAGCCCCGCCAGUGCCUGAAAUGCCAGAGAUGGAAAUGCAGCCAGAAGUGGAACUGGUCGAGGGUGAAAAGCACGGUGGGCUUGUAAAAAAGAUCUUAGAAACAAAGAAGGAUUAUGAAUCAUCACCAAAAUCAUUGAAGACAACAGAGAGGGUUGAGCACUGGACGUAGAAAGGGACAAUGGGGAGGAUUUACAAAACCUCAUGGAUUUCGUGCUCGGGAAGCUUCCUCUGGUGAUUGUACUGAACUUUUUUUCUCUUUUUUUCCCCCCUAUUUUUAUUAACUAAAACGACUCACUGUUAACCCCUUAGAUUUUUUUUAAAUGCACGUGGACAAUUGUGUCCACGUACAAUCAUUGUUUAGUCCCAUUGCCAGGUUUCAGUGUCUAAAACAUUCAUUCAGUCCUCGUUUGUCUUUUGUUGCAUUUUUGAAGCACUGAUCUGUGUUAGCAGCAUUGAUAAUGGGCGACUAAUUCUGGAAAAAAAAACCUGCUGACUUCCUGGUCUGUCACGUGCAACAUACAGCAGUAAGCUCCUGGAAUAUCAUCUGAUCUCAUAUCCAAGCAGCUGGCUGCUGCUGCAUUAGGUUUCCUUGCUGCUACUGCUUUUCAAAUUAUGUCGAAGAAGUUGUCGUGAUCGAGAGAGGAGAAGCAUAGUUUUCCUGACAGCAGAGGGAAAAUCAGUGCACAAGGUGAUUAAAAAUGCUCAGAGCUGGUGCCUGGGACUUGACAGAUAUAGCUCAGAAAACAUGAGCUGGAGAGAAUACUGAGUUCUGGGGAUUUAUUUUGGAGGAUAGAGAUGCUGUGAUGUGGGAUAAAGUAAAUGUAAAAAAAAAAAAAAAAAUACCAACAACAAAAAAACAUUUCCAAUGUGAUGUUGUCUCUAGGAGUCUUUCAGGGGCCGGACAUGCAGCGUGUAGCAGGUAUGGGUCUGGCAUGCUUAUGCGUGACCUAGACGUUCCUGAGAUCCCAAGAAGACAGCGACGGGAGUUAUUCCUGUGAGAGAGCAGAGCAGCGGUUUUGGGAAGGAUAGUUAGUGGUCUGUGGAAUCUCUUUGGGGAGAGGCAGCAAAAGUAAUUAAAAAGAAAGAAGAGUUUCAAGUGGUGUAUUCCUGCCAAGUGCUCCAGGCAGGCAAGUGGAACCAAGUCCCGUUAAGUUGCUGGGACUGUGAGAAUGGGUCAGCGAACUCUGGCCAGCGUGUUGUGUUAAAUAGCCCUAUGUUCCGUGCCAGGUCUAGCUCUGCAGUCUGCUGGGAACAGUAUCAGUCUGAGAUUUGACCAUUUCUCCCCAGACUGUCAGCUCUUUUGUUUAAUUUGUUUUCCAUCAAACUCUCCAGAAGAAAUAUCUUCUACAUCAGUAUGCAACAGUAUUCCAAAAUGUAUUAUGCAUGGAAGAGUAAAAUGUGAUUCUACUUCUGCAUUUUGGAGUAAGGUAACUAAAUUCCAGUGAAAACUAGAAAGAAUACUUGCUUUGGGAAAUUACAGCUGAAGGUUAUCCUCGUGUCUGUCAGUAAGAAUGUUUAUCUUCCAUGGUUUUCUUAAACUAUUCAACACGUAUAAAAGAAA